UCUGGUGAGACACCACGUGAUGCCAGAUCCCGCUUUGUGGAGCUAACAAAAGCUUCUUGCGGAGCUUAAGACUACAUCUCCGAACUGCUCAAUAACAUUUCUAUAUUCCCAUUGUUGUUGGCACAACGGGAAUUCACGCUCGCUUCCGCGUUGGCAUUCACUUUUAUUUGAUUCUAGGAUCUGGUCUUAGGUACCCGAGCUUCAAUUGAACUGCUCGACCGUCAUGGCAUCAAUCUAUCCGCGAUUAGUUCUCCGAGCGCGUUCCGGCGGCAAUAUUAUUUCAUCGAGCGCUUUUCAGCAACGGCGAUCAUUCCACCCUACUCGACCGUCUCCUUUCAUCAAUGAAGCUUUGGAUAUCUCCUCUAGCUUCCUUCACGGCGUCCACGAUGUGACUGGUCUUCCAUGGGCCGCUUCUAUUCCCUUAACUGCAUUCAUCGUUCGAAUGACCGUCGCGCUGCCUUUGCAGAUCUAUACAAGAAUACAUGCUCGCAGGAAUCGUGAUCUUUCGCCACUCCUUCUAUCCUGGCGCAAAGUCUAUCAAGAUCAGAUCAUGGAGAAGGCAAAGGAAGAAGGCAGACCUUUACUACCUUUCGAGGCAGAUCAAAAGUUAAACGAGGAAAUGUCCAAGAGACAGAAAUCGUUACGCAAGCGCUGGAAAGCCGCGAGGUUUCAUGGCAUGGCUACCUUCUUACAGAUUCCAAUUUGGCUUUCUCUGAUGGAAAGUCUGCGAGCGAUGUGUGGGAACAAUAAUGGACUUGUGCCAUGGUUCUUGUCACUUAUGGAGUCGGAAUCUGCCGAUCCAAGUCAAUAUCACCAUCUCAAUAUCGAACAGUCUCUUGCAUCUGAAGGUGCCCUUUGGUUCCCGGAUCUAUUGGCCGGAGAUACAACUGGCAUACUUCCCCUGAUGCUUGCCGCGACCAUUUGGACAAAUGUCAGCGUAGGCUGGAAGACUCCUUCCUUCAAAGAACUUGCGGACUUCCCGCGGACGGAGAUGGUCAAGCAGGGUGUUUUGAAGACGAUCAAAAUGUUCAUCCAGUUCAUGGCCAUCAAUAUAGGCAUCAAUUCCUAUAUGUCUGGAAUGCCUACUGGACUAAUGAUCUACUGGAUCACUAGCGCGAACGUUGCGACACUGCAGACCGCAUUCCUCAAUAAAUACAUGUUCUCAAAAGCGCCUCUCAAGCCAUGGAUGAAGAUGCAUGUCGGUCUCCGGAAGGCCGGGGAAGCCAAGCCCGAGAAAGCAGCAUCCAAAAUAUGACUGCCGACUCAUCGAAAACUGUGAAAGAAAUUACAUGACUGGUGUCAAAUAUGAUGCAAAAAAGGGGGAAGAAAUUGCCGUCCUGGACAGAAACACCGAACCUGCUUCUCGCGUGCCCUCGAAGAACGUCCAGAAGAUCAUGCAUGCAUCCGGGGCGAAUUAUAUUUAUGCAGACCGAGCAUUUCCAACAUCUUUUUCCGAGGGCCCCAGACUACCGCGCUUUCUGGACUGGAUAGAUUCAUGUGGAGCUCCUGAUUGAGUAGAAUUAUGAUGGACUCAGGAUCCAGAUGCGGGAAAAAGCUUGCCCAUAUACCCAGAUGAAUGCCUCGGGGUGAGCUGCCAAGGAAGGUAUGAAGGACGGUGUCAUCAUAUCUUCUCCAGUUCUCUGGAUAUUAACAGACAUUGGUAAUCAGCGGCAGUGGUUACGUUCAUC
Messenger RNA from Paecilomyces variotii, 1688 nucleotides. RefSeq names its product putative mitochondrial export translocase Oxa2. The record is from RefSeq and is a predicted model, not a curated record. Gene Ontology annotation, biological process: protein insertion into mitochondrial inner membrane from matrix; mitochondrial respiratory chain complex IV assembly. Bases 224 to 1255 code for a protein of 343 amino acids. Gene Ontology annotation, cellular component: mitochondrial inner membrane. Gene Ontology annotation, molecular function: membrane insertase activity. The transcript has a single exon. Lineage: Eukaryota; Fungi; Ascomycota; Eurotiomycetes; Eurotiales; Thermoascaceae.